AUGGAUACGGAUACCCCACCGUUCCUCUUACUCUACUUUCUCCUCCUCCUCCUCCCCCUACUUAUCCCCUCCACUCUCGCCUUCGAUUUCAUCUUCAACUCCUUCAACACCACCGCCAACCUCACUCUCAUCAACGACGCCCGCUUCGAAUCCCCCGUCAUCCGAAUGACCAACGACAACAACAAAUUCUCUUUCGGAAGAGUUUUCUACCCCACCAAACUCCCCAUGAAACCAUCUUCCAAUUCUUCAAACAUCACUUCCUUCUCCACUUCAUUCAUCUUCUCCAUCUUACCAGAUAACCCCAAUAGCCCCGGCUUCGGUCUCGCUUUUGUCCUAUGCAACACAACCUCCCCUCCCGGCGCAUUAUCUAGCCAAUACUUCGGUUUAUUCUCAACCGCUAAAACCUCCACCGUUUUCCCUCUUCUCGUCAUCGAAUUCGAUACCGGUCAAAACCCUGAGUUCAACGACGAGAAUAACAACCACAUCGGAAUUGAUCUCAAUAGCAUCUUGUCCAAAGACCAAACACCUGCCGGAUACUACAACUCCACCGGAAGCUUCGUACCCGUCCAAAUGAACAGCGGCGAAAACAUUCGAGCUUGGAUCGAUUUCGACGGCAAGAAUCUGGAGAUAAACGUUACAGUUGCUCCGAUCGGUGUUUCACGACCUUCCAAACCAACGCUUUCGUAUACAGAUCCAGAAAUAGCUAAUUAUAUUUCUCCUGAAAUGUUCGUUGGUUUCUCAGCUUCGGAAACGAAUUGGAUUGAAGCGCAGAGAGUUAUCGCAUGGAGCUUCAGUGAUUCGGGAACUGCAAGGGAGUUAAACACAGCGAAUUUACCGGUGUUUAAGCGAAAAUCGCGGGCUUCACUUUCCGGCAAAGCGAUUGCAGGGAUUGCAGUUGGUUGUUUUGUUUUUGCUUUUAGUUGUGCGAGUGUGUUUAUAUUAUGUUUUCGGUGGCGAAGAAACAAAAGAAAAGAAGAAGAUGAAGAUGACAUUGAAGAUUGGGAAAUGGAAUAUUGGCCGCAUAGAUUCUCUUACGAGGAACUAAGCGUAGCAACAAAGGGUUUUCAAAAGGUUAUAGGUUAUGGAGGGUUUGGAAGUGUUUACAAAGGGACUCUGAUGAACAAAACAUUGGUUGCGGUUAAACGUGUUAAACAUGAUUCUAAACAAGGGUUAAAAGAAUUCAUGGCGGAAAUUUCAAGUAUGGGAAGGCUUCAGCAUAAGAAUUUAGUACAAAUGCGUGGUUGGUGUAGAAAGGGUAAUGAACUUAUGUUGGUUUAUGAUUACAUGCCUAAUGGAAGCUUAAACAAAUGGAUUUUUGAUAAACCUGCGCAAAUUCUGGGAUGGGAUCAGCGUCGUAGGAUUCUUGUUGAUGUUGCUGAGGGGCUUAACUAUCUUCAUCAUGGUUGGGAUCAAGUUGUUAUUCAUAGGGAUGUUAAGUCUGGUAACAUUUUGUUGGAUGAUGAUAUGAGGGGCAGAUUGGGAGAUUUUGGUUUGGCUAAGCUUUACCAACACGGGCAAGUUCCAAAUACGACACGUGUGGUGGGAACAUUGGGGUAUUUGGCGCCAGAAGCUGCAACAGCUGCGUCCCCAACUUCUGCGAGCGAUGUGUAUAGUUUUGGGGUGGUAUUGUUGGAGGUGGCUUGUGGGAGGAGGCCUUUGGAGACGAAUGUGGUGGUAGAGGAAAUUGUGCUUGUUGAUUGGGUUCGGGAGUUGUAUGCAGGAGGGUGUGUGGUUGAAGCUGCUGAUUCUAGGAUUAAGGGUGAGUAUGAUGUGGAUGAUAUGGAGAUGGUUUUGAAGCUUGGGUUGGCUUGUUGUCAUCCUGAGCCAAAUAGGAGGCCCACCAUGAAGGAGGUUGUUGCGUUUCUUCUUGGGGAGGAUGUGGCAGAGGUGCCCAGGAAAGUUUUGUCCGAUUUGGCUCACGGCGAUGACAAUAGUGGUGUUGGCGGCAGGGAAUCGACUGAAGAGGCCCCUUUGCAUUCCUCUUCUCCUAUUUGA
Vicia faba (fava bean) is the source of this 1995-nucleotide messenger RNA. NCBI's taxonomy places the organism in Eukaryota, Viridiplantae, Streptophyta, Magnoliopsida, Fabales, Fabaceae. The record is from the annotation of a GenBank genome assembly.